AACACCGCACGCGCGCGAUCAUUGGCUGGCAAGUUAGUGAUCGCAACCGAAUCGCCGCGACUUUCUCGACCGUAGAUCAAAAUUCGUGUGCGGUGCACCAAGUGGCGGCGCACCCAACGCACCUUUUCCAUACACUGUACAUACACAGAACUUGCUUCUUUAGGUGCUCGCACAGCAGAGAGCUGCGAGAGCAGUCUGCAAUUUUUUACAGCAACAUAACCCCGUUAAAUCACACAUCGUCGUGCAGUGCACGGAAUUUACAGUGCUCGGAACAUUGUGCAGUGGCCAACUGUCAAAUCGAAUUUGCAGCUCGCCAAGGUCGUAGCGGGCAUCGAUCGUGUAAAAAGUUGUCUCGUACAGCUCAACCAGAUCUCAUUCUAUAGUUAAAGUGUAAAUAUUAACACAGGAGUCUCCUGGUCUGGUGAUUCACGCUCGCGUUCGUGUGCAUGUGUACUCAUCGUCACCGUCAUCGUUCGUCGUAGUUGUCGUCGACUCGAACACACUCGAGUCGCUGCAGCCGCAGUCGAGCAGAGUACAAGCAAGUCUAUAUACCUAUAUAGUCUCGAAUAUAUCUCUCGAGAAGAAGAGAAUCGAGUCGCACUCGGCUGCAGUCGUGGAGCAAAAAUGUGCAUCAUCGAAGCAAACGGCCAGAAAACAAAAACUGCAGUCUAUUAUUAACGAGAGACAGCUGGUGCGAUUAAUCCGAGGCGCGCGCGAGUCAGCGAGCGUUUUAAUAUAAAACACGAAAAAACUGGAGGCAUGCAGCAGCGUGUGUAUAUCUUGAUACAGGCGGAACUCGACUCGAGAGACAGGAGCCAGGCUGACUCCGUUCAGAUAAAGACGUAUAGAGUUGGAGUGUGAAAUUUAAAAGGCCCGAGCAGUCUAUCGUGUUACAGGCACGUAACGUAAAAGCCUAUAUACCGAAUAUACGUAUGUGUGACGUGUGUGUACCACAACAGUGUUUCGUGUAUACACACCGACAAUUUCGUACGUAUAUAUCUGUGUUUAGUCAACUAUACAUACAUACCAAUGCAGUGCUGUUGAUGAGAAAGAUUCACUCGCCGAACUGCUCCGAAGAAAAGUCCUGGGUAAUAUUUCGAUGGCUGCUAUCAACAAAGAGCUUAACCAACAAAUCAGCCCAAAAGAGUGAUUGCUGUCAAGUUGGCUGGAAAAUUAUUAAUCAUAAUAUGUGUUGUACGUGCGUUUGCGAUCAUGUAUGAUUAUUAAACAAAGAACAAACACGCAAAUAACCUAACUUUGUGCAGUUUUAUCGCAUCAUUCGACCGUCUGAAAGAAAUUUGACAUCAAACCGAUAAUCCAAGGUGAAGAGAUCCACAAGAACGACAGUUUUUUUACAUAGACUGCGAGGCUGUACUCAUCGGUCUGCCAGUUGAAACAUCAAAGUGCAUCUUUUUCAGUCAAAAUGGCGUCCCCGAGCAGAUGAAAAUCUGCCUGUCUCUUCUAUGCAAACAAUCGUGUACGACUGACAACAACAUCUUCGAGCGGUUAUCUCGCUGAAAAAGCUAUACGAUCGACUUUUUCUGCUCCGUUCUUUAAGUAAACAUACAAAUCUGCACACAAGCCUAUAUAUAUAUAUACAUACAUAUAUAUAUAUAUACAAGAUUGUAACCUAACAUGUCACGCAACCAAGUUGGCAAAGAAGCAGCAGCAGCAGGCCAGAGUACGCUGAGCAUCCUUCGUGAUAGGUCGGUAGUCAACAGCUGCAAAGUUUGCGGCAAAACCAACGACUUGCUUAGAUGUGUCCGCUGUAGGGGAGUUCUUUACUGUUCAAAGGAGCAUCAGCGUGAGGAUUGGAAAAGUCACAGGAUCUUUUGUAAUCAAGAGCCAAGUCAUAAGAGAGAAUUCGCUGAUCAAGAGCGGUCUUCUGCAACAAGUAGUCCUGAUAAAGUGGGAAUAAAAAAAGAAAAGAAAGAAAAAAAAGUUUAUAGUGAAAAAAGUGGUGAAAAAGUGCAUGGAAAAAAAGAAGUGAAUAAAAAAGUAGAUACUAAUUCUGGUGUCAAUGAUGAAAAUGAAGUAUCUAAAAAUCUAGUCCAACGUCAUACACAUGCAAGAAAAGAAACAGCAAAACGACAGCCAUCUUUGACUUCUGAAGGAAGUUCAGAAAACACAAUAUUAGAAUCUAAGUCAGAAGGAUUACACCCUUUACACAAUUCCAACUCACAAAACGUCCAAUCCACUAGCAAAUUACCCAUCAAACCUUCAAAUCAAUCUCCUAAUAUACCUCCGAAUAUACAAAACAUGCCAGAACUACCAACAAGUUCUAGAGUCUAUCAGCCUCAUUCAAAUGCAGCUCAAGCAGUAGAAAGAAAUAUAUUUGAUAAAAUUCAGAAUAUCUGUGCCAGUGUAGUUAGAGAUCUUACUACAUUUGGACUAUGUGUUGUGGAUGACUUUUUAGGACAUGAAAUAGGUUCUUUAAUUCUUGAAGAAGUUCUCAGGUUACAAAAGACUGGUACGUUUUCUGAUGGACAGUUGGUAUCUGCCAAAACUCAUGGAAAAGAUGUGAAAACAAUUCGUGGUGAUCAAAUUACGUGGUUAGAUGGUAAAGAAAGAACUUGCAGAAACAUAUCAAUGUUAAUAUCGAUAGUAGAUGCUGUAAUUACUAGGGCCAGUAAACUACCUAGAAAUGGAAAAUUAGGAAAUCAUAGAAUCAGUGGUAGAACAAAGGCUAUGGUAGCUUGCUACCCCGGCAAUGGGUCACAUUACGUAAAACAUGUAGAUAAUCCAAACCAAGAUGGAAGGUUGAUCACUGCCAUCUAUUACUUAAACAAAAACUGGAAUCGAGAGACGGAUGGGGGUGUAUUGCGAAUAUUCCCAGAAGGUGAAUUCUGGCGGGACAACGUAGCUGAUAUUGAGCCGCUAUUCGAUAGAAUACUAUUUUUUUGGUCGGAUCGAAGAAAUCCGCACGAAGUGCAACCGGCAUUCACAACUCGUUACGCCAUUACUCUAUGGUACUUUGACGACGAGGAAAGAACUGCCGCGAUUGCCAAAUAUCGCUCGGAAAAUUCAAAAAUGCCUCCACCGAGUUCAUGAAAUGUGAAACACGGCUAAAGACUAUAUAUGCGAAACGACGCUUCAAAUUAUAUACUACUGUACAUAUGUUUUUACGCACAACAAAGUACUGGUUAUACUUAAUCGUAUUACUAUUUGUUAGGAUGAAAUUACGAAUGAAAAGUGUUGCUUGAUAUUACAAAGUGCAUCGAAAAUGCAAACAUUCAAGUGGCGAAUAAUUUUAUGAAUAGUUUAUUAAGAUAAAAUUUAAAUGCUAUGAUCAAAAAUGGAACGUUAAACUGAAAAAUGUGCAAUAGUUUCAUACGUAAAGUCUUGACAAAAUUCUCUUGAACCAUUGUAUAUUAAGAAGUAACUGUUAUAUUGUCUUAAUUCGAUAGAAACUACUUGCUUUGAAUCUACUUUAUUUUUAUUACAUUUUGUGUGUAAAAAUGAAUAAUUUGAUUUACGUUGCAUUAGCGAUGGUUAAUAUGGUACGUAAGGCAGGUCAAUGGCCUCGAAAUGCAUCUAUAACUUCUGAUGAAUUACUAAUUCGUUAGUAUUUGAAAAAUUUAAUCAAAGAUGUUUAAAGAUAAAAUGAAUUACCCAUAAGUUUUGUAAUUUAUUAAUAUUACUGUCAGUUUAUUGCUAAAAUGGCUGGAAUUUUUGUACAAGGCAAUAACAGUUAUGGGUCUGAUUGUAUUCUAGAUGUUUUUUUUUUCUUCAUCUAACGUUUUAUUGUAAAUAUAGUAUUUAUUAAAAUAAGUAUGUAUUUUAUGUUUAUGAAUGAAUACUAAAAAUUGUAUAUUUUACUAUUAUCUAUUUAGCUAAUUUUCCACGUGAAAAAGCUUAUGAAAAUUCAAUUUUUAUAUUAUUGUAUUUUUGUUUGUUAAAUAAUAAAAUUAUAUAUA
Molecule: messenger RNA, 3917 nt
Organism: Trichogramma pretiosum
Lineage: Eukaryota; Metazoa; Arthropoda; Insecta; Hymenoptera; Trichogrammatidae
Gene: Hph
Product: egl nine homolog 1
Exons: 7
Coding region: 1636-3051 (471 amino acids)
Biological process (GO): cellular response to hypoxia; peptidyl-proline hydroxylation to 4-hydroxy-L-proline
Cellular component (GO): nucleus; cytoplasm
Molecular function (GO): ferrous iron binding; peptidyl-proline 4-dioxygenase activity; L-ascorbic acid binding
Source: RefSeq, a predicted model, not a curated record